AUGGUAUCAAUUGAGAUUGUUCCUCGUUCGAAAGGCUUGAAGUCAUUGAGUACUGAUGAAUUGGAAGUGGAUUCUACAGUUGAGCAAUUGCUCAUCUUGAUUAGCAAGACUCAAAACAUCUCUAAGGAUAGAAUCAGACUUACAAUGAAGGAUGCAGCUGGAAAACAGGUUCCUUUAGAUGCAAACAAGACAUUUGGUGGUAACGGUAUUAGCAAAUCAACUAACUCACUCACGUUAUACACCAAGGACUUGGGUCCACAAAUUGCCUGGAGAACCGUUUUUAUCAUCGAAUACUUUGGUCCGCUUUUGGUUCAUCCGCUCUUCUAUUUGUUCAGCUCGAUAUAUGGCCAAGGCUCUUUUACUCACACCCACACUCAGUUUGUGGCAUAUGUGUUAGUGUUGUUGCAUUUCUUAAAGAGAGAAUAUGAGACUGUGUUUGUUCAUAAGUUCUCGAACGCUACCAUGCCAGUGUUCAACAUUCUCAAGAACUCAUCACAUUAUUGGAUCUUGUCAGGAUUCAAUUUGUCCUUCUUCAUUUAUGGACCACCAACUGAUGGCUCUUCCUCGUUACGUAAAUUUUUAUUCCAUGUCAACGAUUUUCCUGCCUACGUUAAUUACAUGUUAGCAGGCUUAUGGUUGUUUGCUGAAUUAUCAAACUUUGCUACCCACUUGAACUUGGCUAGCUUAAGGUCUUCGUCUAAUACCAGAAAUUAUGUUAUCCCGUAUGGCUAUGGAUUUGACUGGGUCUCGUGUCCAAAUUACUUCUUUGAAUCCUUAAGUUGGUUGUUCUAUGCGUUAUUGGUUGGUAACUGGUCAUCCUGGGUCUUUUUAGCUGUUGCCACUGGUCAAAUGUGGCUCUGGGCUGUCAAGAAGCACAAGAGAUACUUGAAGACUUUUGGUGAUGACUACAAAAAGUUAAAGAGAAACGUCUACGUACCAUUCUUAGCUUAA
Messenger RNA from Debaryomyces hansenii CBS767, 951 nucleotides. RefSeq names its product trans-2-enoyl-CoA reductase (NADPH). Bases 1 to 951 code for a protein of 316 amino acids. Gene Ontology annotation, molecular function: oxidoreductase activity, acting on the CH-CH group of donors. The record is from RefSeq and is a predicted model, not a curated record. Lineage: Eukaryota; Fungi; Ascomycota; Pichiomycetes; Serinales; Debaryomycetaceae. Gene Ontology annotation, biological process: very long-chain fatty acid biosynthetic process. The transcript has a single exon.